AUGCCUCAAGCACAGCCAGAACUCAAGAAGUACCUCGAGAAGCGCGUUCUCGUCCAGCUCAAUGGCAGCCGUAAAGUCAUGGGUAUUCUCCGCGGUUACGACGUCUACCUAAACAUUGUACUCGAUGAGGCGCUAGAGGAGAAGGCUGGCGGCGAGAAGGUGCGCAUCGGCAUGGUCGUCAUCAGAGGAAAUGCCGUGGUCAUGCUUGAAGCGCUUGACCGCAUCAACCAGGACGUACCCAAGAUCGGACGAUAG
Molecule: messenger RNA, 255 nt
Organism: Alternaria arbusti
Lineage: Eukaryota; Fungi; Ascomycota; Dothideomycetes; Pleosporales; Pleosporaceae
Gene: SMG1
Product: Serine/threonine-protein kinase smg1
Exons: 4
Coding region: 1-255 (84 amino acids)
Biological process (GO): mRNA splicing, via spliceosome; spliceosomal snRNP assembly
Cellular component (GO): catalytic step 2 spliceosome; SMN-Sm protein complex; spliceosomal tri-snRNP complex
Molecular function (GO): RNA binding
Source: RefSeq, a predicted model, not a curated record